AUGUUUUCACCAUCACUUCUCCUCGUUUAUUCCUCCUUAUUUCUUCCCACGCUAUGUUCUCCCACUUCCAAUAAAAAUGGCCUAAUAGUCCAAACGACCAGUGGUGAACUUCACGGCUUCAUAAAUCAGACCACACCACAAGUUCGUCAAUUUCUAGGUGUACCAUAUGCUGAACCUCCUGUCGGAAACUUGCGAUUUGCAGCACCACAAACGAAAAGUAAGGGAUCCACAAUCAACGCUACAACACUCCCUCCUUCGUGCAUGCAACUUGCUAGUAAUAGUUCGACGAUAUAUACAAAUGUUGUGCCUCAAUUUUUGAUCAAUGGAGGACAAAGUGAGGAUUGUUUAUAUUUGAGUAUUUGGACUCCUGCUACACCGACAAAUCAAAGUCUUCCUGUGUUUGUUUAUAUACCAGGAGGUGGAUUUACAAGUGGUGGACAAGAUUCGUUAUACAAAAUUCCAGAUCAAUGGGUUCAAAAAACUCAAUCCCAUAUUGUGGUUGUGAUGAAUUACCGUGUAAAUAUUUUCGGAUUUCCAAAUGCAAAAGCUAUUACGGAGGAUCGAAACCCUGGUUUACUUGAUCAGAGAAAAGCUGUGGAAUGGGUUCACGAAAACAUUGCCUCCUUUAAUGGAGAUCCUGAUCGAAUGACACUCUGGGGUCAAUCUGCUGGCGGUGCAUCCGUAGAUAGUUACGGUUACGCAUAUCCCAAUGAUCCUAUAGUGAAAGGUCUAAUCAUCGAUUCUGGCUCCGCAUAUCUUCUCGGUAGUACCGAUGCUCCUCAAACAAAUUUCACUUCUCUCGCUGGAAUGGUCGGAUGUAAAGAUCUUGCACCAGAGGCAGAAAUUGGAUGUAUGAGAAAUGUUUCAGCCAAUGCAAUUGAAGAUGCUUUGAGUGCGUAUGUGAGCAGUGGUGCUACUCCCGAACUUGCAUUUACACCUUUUCCGGAUAAUGUUACCGCAUUCUCCAACCCUGCGGAUAGAGCCGAGAGAGGACUUGUAGCGAAAUUGCCAGUAAUCAUAGGAUCCAAUACAAAUGAGGGAGCUGGCUUUGUGACCUUCUCUGAAGAUGGUCCUGGUGAAGCAGUAUUGUAUGCAACAACCCAAAGUAUAAUCGCUUGUCCUGUUGCGCAGGAAGUCAGAGCUCGAGAGAAUGUGGGUUUAACAACAUACCGCUACCAAUACACUGGUAACUUCACCAACAUUUCCCCUCUACCUUGGAUGGGCGCUUAUCACAGCUCCGAACUCCCUCUCCUCUUCGACACGCACUUUUUAUACCGUAGUAAUUCCACUCCGUACGAAUACGAAGUUGCGAACACAAUGCAAGCACUAUGGCUUUCGUUCGCAAAUGAUCCACAGAAAGCACCAUCGACAAAUGAGAUAACUUGGCCUGUUUAUGACAGCGAGCAGGAUAGUAUGCUUUUAUUUGCGGAAGAAGAUGUAAAGACGCAAUUUGUGAGUGGGGAAAGAAUUGAUGGGAAUUGUACUUUUUGA
Molecule: messenger RNA, 1491 nt
Organism: Botrytis fragariae
Lineage: Eukaryota; Fungi; Ascomycota; Leotiomycetes; Helotiales; Sclerotiniaceae
Product: putative chlorogenic acid esterase precursor protein
Exons: 6
Coding region: 1-1491 (496 amino acids)
Source: RefSeq, a predicted model, not a curated record